AUGAAACUUGAUAGUGUUUUAAUCUUUUUAAUCUUCAAUUCGAUAUUAUGGAGUUUAAUUAAUUCUGUUAAAAAUAAUAAAAAUCAAAACGAGUUAGGUAGAGUUGAGGAAAGCUCUAAGGAUUUAAAUAAAAUAUUAAAUGAUGGGGCUGAAUCAUCGGUUGCUCCCCAAAUUCAAAAAUAUAAAGAAACGUUAAAACCAAAAAUAAAAAAUAAAAAAACUUUAAAUAAAAAAGAAGGAAAAAGUCAGGAUAGGAAAGGAUAUCAAAAAGAUUAUUACCAGAAGAAUAAAGAAAGAAUUCUUCAAAAUAGACGUGAGUCUUAUAAAAAGAUUAAAGAAGGCCACGACGAAGAUAAGAAAGAAAAAAAGAGAGAAUAUAAUCGUGAAUAUAAUAGGAAAUACCGACUAAGAAAGAAGAUGGAAAAAGAAAUGUCAAAGAAUGAUAUUUCACAAUUUACAAGCAUUCAAUCUGAUGAUAAUGAAGGAACUUCUUUUGUUAAUCCACAGAAUACUGAAAGUGGAAAUAAGGGAAAAGAGCCGAUUGUUUCCAAAGAGGACGGUCAAUUAUCUCAAGGAAUUAUUCAUCUACAAAAAGAUACUCCUUCUCAACAAAAUAAUGAUUCGGAAACCAAUUCUGAGAAUCCAAUUUAUUGCCCUUAUGAACAAGAAAAGUUUCAUCACGGUGAACAUUUUAACCAACAAGCUACAGAUCUGGAUUUAGAUUAUCUGAAUUCAUUAAACGAUCAGGAAUUUCUGGAUUAUCUAAAUAAGCACUUUGUAUGAAGAACUGAUAAUGAUUUUUUAUGUUGAUGGAUUGCAAAAUAUCUUUCCGUUCUCUGACUUUAUUUUUAUUAAAGUUUUUCCUUCUUUAAUUUUUUAAUCAAAUAAUUUAAAAAAUAUAAUGACUAUUACAAUACAAAUUUGAUAAUAUCAUUUGUUUAUUUUAGCUCAAAUACUGAAAAUUCGGCAUUGAACUUGAAAAUAGUUAUCAAAAUUUAGGUCAUGGCGCUGUUUAGAUGGUACUAACUUUAAAAACCCGAUAAGCACUUUCAUGGGGCACAUACAAUCUGUGCAAAUAUUUUUUAUUAUCCAUGAGUGAGCCACGGGAAAGUCGA
This is a messenger RNA of Meloidogyne enterolobii, 1115 nucleotides long. Lineage: Eukaryota; Metazoa; Nematoda; Chromadorea; Rhabditida; Meloidogynidae. The record is from the annotation of a GenBank genome assembly.